Molecule: messenger RNA, 414 nt
Organism: Phaethon lepturus (White-tailed tropicbird)
Lineage: Eukaryota; Metazoa; Chordata; Aves; Phaethontiformes; Phaethontidae
Product: lysozyme-like protein 1
Exons: 2
Molecular function (GO): lysozyme activity
Source: RefSeq, a predicted model, not a curated record
AUGGGAUCUCUCUGCUGGCUGCUUCUGCCACUGCUGGCCUCGCUGACCACGGUCAUCAAAGCCAAGGUGUUCAGCCGGUGCAAGCUGGCUCACCUGCUCCAGGAAGAGGGGCUGGAUGGCUCUGGGGGCUACAGCCUCACCAACUGGCUCUGCAUGGCCUUUUACGAGAGCACCGUCAACACUGCAGCACAGAGCAUCAACGCAGACGGCAGCACUGACUAUGGCAUCUUCCAGAUCAGCAGCCAGCUGCAGUGCUCCGACAACCGCAGCCCCUCGGAUAACUGCUGCAGGAUGGCUUGCAGGGGUACCACGGCACUGCUCCGCUGGGGCCAGCCCCAGGAGCGGAGGCAACAGCCCAAAACCUCCUGCUCUGCCCAACUUCACCCUGUGGCCAAAAUGGAACCACAAGGGCGU